Molecule: messenger RNA, 1731 nt
Organism: Pan troglodytes (chimpanzee)
Lineage: Eukaryota; Metazoa; Chordata; Mammalia; Primates; Hominidae
Gene: LYSMD2
Product: LysM domain containing 2
Exons: 3
Coding region: 546-1193 (215 amino acids)
Source: RefSeq, a predicted model, not a curated record
GAGGUCACUGGGGUGGGGGGAGGGAAGUACCCUUGGCAUUGGCAGAGCUGGAAGGUCUGUGCAAGCUGGCUCCUGCUGGGGAAUCAAUAAAGGAGGCAGAGCAACGCUUUUAUUUUUUUCGCCGUGGCCAGGGCAGGGUUCUGUCGGGGCUCUAUCGCCAAUGGAGCAGGGGUCCACCUGGGGCCUAGGACGCCUGCAGAUAGCCCUCUCUUAGCCCCAACGGCCGCGAGCUUCAACGCUCCCCGGCUCCCUCGCUCUGCAGGGUCUUCCCGGUACCGGCAGGCCGCGGCGGGAGCUGCUUUCGCUCUUAACCUUGCAGGUGCGUGUGCCGCGGGCGCCCGGGGCAGGCAGGACGCAGACGAGGAGGCGCCCGCCAUGCCCGGCCUGCGGCUCCCCACCUCGGCUUCCCGUCCGCCGCCCCCGCGGAACGGCCUGCUGCAGCCCCUGUGAGGAGGAAGAGGCGGCGGCGGCGGCGGCGGCGGCGGAGGAGGAGGAGGCGCCGCCCCCUUGGCAAGCUCCCCGACCCGGCGGCCUCGGCAGGACCCAUGGCGGAUUCCUCGCCCGCACUGUCCCUGCGGGAAGGCGGCCCCCGCGCGCCGCGGCCCUCGGCCCCCUCGCCACCGCCGCGCUCGCGCUCCGGCUCCGAGUCCGAGGAGGCCGAGCUGUCGCUGAGCCUGGCCCGCACCAAGACCCGCUCGUACGGCAGCACCGCCAGCGUGCGGGCGCCGCUGGGCGCCGGCGUCAUCGAGCGCCAUGUGGAGCACCGGGUCCGCGCGGGCGACACGCUGCAGGGCAUCGCGCUCAAGUACGGUGUCACGAUGGAGCAGAUUAAAAGGGCCAAUAAACUGUUUACCAAUGAUUGUAUAUUUCUGAAGAAAACUUUGAACAUUCCAGUUAUAUCAGAGAAGCCUUUGUUGUUUAAUGGACUUAACUCCAUUGAUUCUCCAGAAAAUGAAACUGCUGAUAACAGUUUUUCUCAGGAAGAGGAGCCAGUGGUGGCCGGGGAAGACCUCCCUCCUCCCAGUCCUCAAGAAUCUGAUGUUCAGCCUGUGCAGCCUGAGGAAGUGUCAGCCAGAGAUUUCCUGCAGAGACUUGACUUGCAGAUUAAGUUAUCAACACAGGCAGCCAAGAAGCUAAAAGAAGAGAGCAGAGAUGAAGAAAGUCCCUAUGCAACUUCCCUCUAUCACAGUUAGGUGAUUUGGGGGCAUAACUCUAACCAAAAUUAAGAUAUGUUUGGACCAUAAAGAAUCCAACAACUGAAGAUUCAAAAACAUCCCUUCUGGAUUCCUAUAGUGUCCAUCUUAAAAUCAUAACUAGGUAGUUCUACCUGCUGCAAUUGCACUGAAGUGAUUAGUUCCCUCUGGCUUUCUAUAAUUUUAAGUCUUUAUUAUGGCAUGAUGGCAAGGUUGUAGCCUAAAGCUCAUCACUUUUGUAGGUGGUGUUAGUUUUUAGACUAGCUUUUAUAAAUACUAAUUGACAUAAAGCAUCAAAGACUAUUUAUAUAUUUAGGCUAAAAAUAAUGUUUAUCUCCUUAUGCAAUCCUGAUUAUGUGAAAAUAUGGUUGCUGUUUAAGUGAUGCUGAAUUUGCUGUGUGUUUAUAACUUAAGUGCUAUAUAUAUAUUUCGACAUGUCUUACAUAUUCUCUAUUAAUAUAAAGAACCAAAUUUUGUCUGCUAUUUUGUAAAAAUAAACUACAAAAGCCUGAAUGAGAAAAUAAACUAUGUUUUCAAA